This is a messenger RNA of Amphibalanus amphitrite, 3914 nucleotides long. RefSeq names its product YTH domain-containing protein 1-like. Gene Ontology annotation, biological process: regulation of alternative mRNA splicing, via spliceosome; mRNA splicing, via spliceosome. Gene Ontology annotation, molecular function: N6-methyladenosine-containing RNA reader activity; mRNA binding. The transcript is spliced from 2 exons. Gene Ontology annotation, cellular component: nucleoplasm. NCBI's taxonomy places the organism in Eukaryota, Metazoa, Arthropoda, Thecostraca, Balanomorpha, Balanidae. The record is from RefSeq and is a predicted model, not a curated record. The coding region runs from base 1923 to 3305 and encodes 460 amino acids.
UCGAAGCCUUGAAUCGAAGAAGAGGAGUAACCGAACCAAUAUACGUUCUAUAUACCCUGCCAAUAUACGGCCUUGAACGAACCAACCGAGGAACCCCUCAAGAGGAAAGUGCUGUAAUAAAUUGCGGACGGAGUCAGAAGCCGUGACUGACAGCUGAAGAGCAGCUGCUCAGAGGCCAGUGUCUGGACCGGUCUGGCGCCGCCGCCGUUCAGCCUCCCCUGCGAGGCGCGCUACCGGCGGGCCGCGGCGGCACACCAGUGGAGUGUUGGCAGCACACUCGGCCUGGGCCGGGACCGCAGGCUGGGGCCGCCCCUCCGCAGGUACUGGGGCCCGGCCGGCCCUGCAGCCAGCUGCACCCGAGGACUGGACUGUCUGCCGCUCUCUCCCCGUCUCUCUCUGUGUGUGUGUCUGUCGGUGUGGUGCAGAGACUGUCGGACGGGACGGUCGCGGGCUGUGUGUGUCUGGGUGGGUGUGAUGGACGAGCUACCGGGUGCCGGGGCCGCCGGCCGCACCACGGACGGACGGUGUGGCCGCGCGGGCGCCCGGCCGGCCCCCGCCCCCGACACACCCGUAUCUGUUGGCCGGCUCGGCCCGCGCCGGCUGCGGCUGGACUGUAUGCCGGCCGGGCGGCGGCGCCCGGCGGCGCGGGACUGUCGGACUAGCGCCCAGCGGCGGCGAGUGAGUGGAGACGGCACGCCGCCACCAGUGUGUGCCGCGCCGAGUGGACGCCGGCCGCCUCACCCAGUGCCGGGACGGACUCUCUGGGACCGGUGGAGACGAGUGGUGGUGUCUGUUGACCGCACCACACGAUGGCUGUAACAAUGUGUGCACCAGUGACCUCUUUCACAAAUUCUGCCACUAUUUUGUUGGAAGCCACUUGUUAUCAUUUACUACCAUAUGAUUUAUUUUAUGAUAUUGUAAAGUAUAUUUUUUGCAGUUGUAAAAAACUAACUCGCCAGCUGUAUCACCGGUCAUUUCUUAAUCGAACUUUUUACGUUUGAUCCAGGAAUGUUUCAAUCAAGGCUAUGUUUCAAUGUACUCAACUUAAGUACCUAAAUGCAAGGCGACCUUGACAGCAGGCAUUUCGUCUGUGCUGUCUAUUGUCUAUGGCAUAUGCAAAUGUUUGUCCUGUUAAGUUUAACAACUUCCUUUUCUGUGUUCAAUAGCUGCUGAAAUGAGGUUCUAUAAUAGUUUUGCUUUUUCCUACAUUUUGAUUUUCUGAAAAACAACUUCAUUUGAUCAGUGUUUGCAUUGCUUGUCUUAUGCUGCUCAUGAACAUACUUUCUUUCAGAGGCGCAGGUAAGUAAGUGGAACUAGACAAAACAUUAAACUGAUUUUUUUAAAAACUAAAAAUAUGACGUAGGGAUGUCAAUUAAAAACCAACAAUAUAUGCUCAUCAGCUGAACGCAUCAUACUCUACACUUUUACCUAAUGUCAGCAGGAUAUUACUCUGAAUGGCUUUGCGACGUCAAAAUUUCUGCUUUCAGUGUUUCUUUUACAGGUUUCUCUCUAGCUUAUAAUAAAUAACCUAAAUCACUACUCCGACAAAUGUACGGUGCACUAACUUCUAAUCCAACAAUUCUCAGAAGGUUUAAAAGACAAUUCAGUAGGACCGUUUAACAAAUCGUUCCUCAUCCUUUUCUUGCCUUACACCAUUAUGGUAGGUAACCUUAUUGCUGAAAUAAGACCUUUUUUGCGCCUCGAUUUGCAUCGUAUUUAUCACAGCUGGCUCGUCUAAAGAAAUUUCUUAAUCGAGGCUUCCAAUACCAAUGGAAUCCAGAGCUGCCGAUUCCGAGGAUGCUCCUCCUCCGAACCAUCUGUCCGUGUGGGAUGCACCCUCCUAGUCCGCCGAUAUCCCCGCCCGCCGACUAAGGUCCCCCCUCCGCCCGCCCCUUACAGAGCAGCUGUCCUGGUGAGCGGCCAUGGAGGUGGACGCUGCUGCAGACCCCGUGUCGGAGGAGACGGGCGGAGAGCCGCCGGCCGCUACAGCCGCGCCCGCCGCCGACGAUAACUACGACACGCGCUCGGAGGUGAGCAGCGGCUCGUCCAAGUCGCUCCACUCGGAGCUCAGCGUGGACGUGGACGAGGACGGCUCCGAGCCGAGCGUCACCUCCGAGGACGAGAGGGAGGCCAAGAGCGCGCCACCGGCCGCCGCCACAGCCGCCACAGCCGCCGCCGAGGAGACGACCAAUGGGCAGACGGCUGCCGCGGCCGGCGCCACCUCCGGCAGCCGCGAGAGCUACCUCACCAAGCUCAACUACUUGUUCCGUGACGCGCGCUUCUUCAUCAUCAAAUCCAACAACGAGGAGAACGUGACGCUGGCCAAGGCGCGCGGUGUAUGGAGCACGCCCCCGCAGAACGAGGCCAAACUGAACCAGGCGUUCCGCGAGUCCCGCAACGUGCUGCUUAUAUUCUCAGUGAAGGAGAGCGGCCGCUUCUGCGGGUUCUGCCGCAUCUCUAACGAGUCGCGCCGCGACCUGUCUCCCGUCAACUGGGUGCUGCCACCGGGACUACCGGCGCGAGCGCUCGGUGGCGUGUUCCGCGUCGCCUGGAUCAACCGCAACGAGCUGCCGUUCCCCAAGACAGCGCACCUGUACAACCCGUGGAACAACGGGAAGCCGGUGAAAAUCGGCCGCGACGGCCAGGAGGUGGAGCCGCGAGUCGCCGAGGAGCUGUGCCGCCGCUUCGCCCGUGAUCUCACCAUCGACAUGAACCCGAUCCUGCUGGACUCGAAACGCGCCAGCCGCACCGUCAAGACGAGCAAGCCGCUCACCAUGCCGGCACCCAUCCCGGUGCGCCGCGCCCGCCGCGACUUCCGCGAGCGCGGUGGGUUCCGCGGCCGGGGCGGGCCCCGCGCGCCGCCCCGCGAACCGCCGCGGCUGCCUAGCCGGCGGCCGCGUUACGAGGACCACUACCCUCGGCCGCCGCCGCGCCGCGACUCGGGACCGCCGCGCUACCACCCGUACGCGCGCGAGCGGCCGCCGCCACACGAGCGCUCGCCGGUUCGUUACCCGCCGCGCGAGCCGGUGCCGCGCAUCUACCCGGAGCUGAUGCGUGAGCUGGCGGCGCGCGGCGGCCCGCUGCCGCCGCUGCCGUACCCGCCGCCGGCUCUGUUCGACCCGCUGGCGCCGCCGCGCUACUACGACGGACCGCCGCUGCCCGAGUUCGUGCCGCCGCCGCCGGCCGCGCCCAGCCGCGCCGAGCGCCGCAUGUCCGAGUACGACCGCUCCGUUGAGGAGUUCCUGCGACACACGUCCAGCCGGCGUGAGCGCAGCCGCGAGCGUCGGCACCGCGACCGCCGCUGAGCGCCGCCGCCGCCGCCGCCCGGUGCUGUGGGCCUGAUCGGUGGGCUGCAGUGCCGCGAAGUAGCUGCCAGCGGCCGGAAUCAGUCAUUGGUCGUUCGAGCACCGGGGCGGGCUUUGUCCUCGCUUGCUGACCAGUAGAGCGUCACCUAGGUUUGCGUACUGCGAGAUGCGCGGAUAAGGAUGCCGGUAAUGCGUCGCGACGUUGCGUGAUUCGGUGUCGGUCAGUCGACUGUCUGUCUGCUUUGGUGAUGUAUCGCACUCUUUUCCGAUGUGCGAGAACAACAGCAGAUGUGUCAAGGCGACAAAACUGGCUGUUCGAUGGAGUGGGGCAUUCUGCCUUUCUUGCAGACACCACUCACACCAGCAGGCGUGCCUUUGAAAGUGGCACAGAUGGUUCACCGUUUCGUCGACGCUUCACGGCAUUGGACAGCAUAUUUGUGAUUGUGGUCUUACCCACUUUAUCACCUGUUCAUUUGAGCAAAGGGCUGACGCAGGCACGUUACCCUCGCGCCGAUGUAGAUGACAUUUUGUCAGCAUUUAGAUCAGAGUCGCAUUGGGAUCACAUGUUUUGUCAUCCUACUCUUCAUAAUACACACGAAAGCUUCUGAA